AUGCAUUUCCUCCGUCACCUCUCCCUCGUGUCCGCCUGGGCCCUCUGCACCUCUGCCCACUUUAUCCUCCAAUACCCCUCCUCCCUCGGCUUCAACGAUGACAAUGAAGGAACUGCGCCAUGUGGUGGCUUCGACGUCGUCUUCAACGGCACCGACGACUCCAUCCCCGUGGGCGGCUUCCCGGUGUCGAUGCUGAGCACCCAUCCUGCCGCUGACUGGCUUUUCCGUGUCACCCUCGACCAACAAGCGCCCUUUAACUGGACCAACCUGCUCCCGGUCGUCUCAGAGACUGGCCUGGGUCAAUUCUGUCUGCCGCAACUUGUCGCCCCGGCUGAGUUUGCUGGCCAGCAGGGCGUUGUGCAAGUGAUCCAGAAGGGUCCUGAUGGUGUCUUGUAUCAGUGUGCGGCAGUCAACUUUGUCGACGGCAUCAACUCAACCGUCAGCUCCAGCUGCACAAACGUCACCGGCCUGACGGCAACCCUCACGAACCAGAAUGACUUCGACACCAGCUCAUCGUCAACUGCAGGAACCAUGUCAGCAACUGCAUCCCCUUCAGCCUCUGCCACCGCCUCAGGAGGUGCCGCCUCGUCCAGCUCAGCCGGUAUGGCUGCUCCGACCACCGGACCUCAAUUGAUGCAAGGUCUCAUUGCUGCCGCUGGUCUCGCUGUUCCAUUCUUCCUGUAA
This is a messenger RNA of Fonsecaea monophora, 684 nucleotides long. RefSeq lists its product as hypothetical. The record is from RefSeq and is a predicted model, not a curated record. Bases 1 to 684 code for a protein of 227 amino acids. Lineage: Eukaryota; Fungi; Ascomycota; Eurotiomycetes; Chaetothyriales; Herpotrichiellaceae. The transcript is spliced from 2 exons.